Messenger RNA from Suillus discolor, 235 nucleotides. RefSeq lists its product as uncharacterized. The coding region runs from base 86 to 235 and encodes 49 amino acids. NCBI's taxonomy places the organism in Eukaryota, Fungi, Basidiomycota, Agaricomycetes, Boletales, Suillaceae. The record is from RefSeq and is a predicted model, not a curated record. The transcript has 2 exons.
CUCUACAGCAGAUUGUCACGGAGCUUGGGAGUUCAGGCUAUAUUAUGUGGAAUGGCUUUCAACGAGCAACGCGAGCAGAAUCGUCAUGGCACAAUCCACUCCUCGAAUUUGGCUAAUUACAGGUUCUUCCUCUGGAUUCAGCAGGGCGAUGGUGGAAGAGGUCUUGCAUAACGGCGAGAUGGCUGUCGCUACUCUGCGCAAGCCAUCCGUCCUUGAUAACCUCGCGGCUCAAUAA